This is a messenger RNA of Linepithema humile (Argentine ant), 2521 nucleotides long. RefSeq names its product RCC1 and BTB domain-containing protein 1-like. NCBI's taxonomy places the organism in Eukaryota, Metazoa, Arthropoda, Insecta, Hymenoptera, Formicidae. Gene Ontology annotation, molecular function: protein binding. Gene Ontology annotation, cellular component: cytoplasm. The record is from RefSeq and is a predicted model, not a curated record.
AUAUUAUGAUGCUUUAUUUCGAAGAGAUAUUUAUUUCUCUCUUUCUCCCUCUCUCUCUCUUUAUUUGUUUGCGUUUAAUAAGAACGAUCCGUUUGUUCGACUUUCCUUCUGCGAAAGAAGAUUAAGAAAUCAGUCAGAAUUUAGCUGUGUACCUGUUGAGUUUGAGAUUCGACAUUGAAGACAACAUGGCAGAAAAUUUUAAGCCAUCGAUGAGUUCUUCGAAAAAGUCAUUGCUGAAAAAGUUUUCACCAAAAAAUCAAGUGCCGUCAUUACCACCGAGAGAGUCACCGAGAGAGUACCAGAGACUGUCAACGAGAGAGUCAUCGAUAGAGUCAUCGAUAGAGUCAUCGAUAGAGUCAUCGGACGUGUCACCAAGAAAGUCACCGAUAUAUAAUAAUACAUUGAGAGAUGCACUAACAAGUCCAAUAUCAAGCGGGAAACAGACAACGAAUCGCACGGAAAGAGAUUUAAAGAAUGACGAAUAUUUGCAAUCCCAGGAAUAUUUACAAAGCCAAGAUUUGAAGCUCUGGCCGCUACUAAGCACCUUAGAUAAAAAGUUUCUGUUACAGAUUGAAACGAUCAUGUGGUAUGGAAAGAAUGACGAACUUGUGAAUUGGCAAACGGUUUUAAUUGUAACAAAAGAUAAGAAUGUUUACUGUUUGGACAAUGAAAAAAUAAUAAAAAGCCAUGCGAUAAAUAUUCUAGAGAUUAAAAAAGUAGAAGAUCUGUGUCAGAAAAAUAUCAAAACUAUGAUAUGUACCAAUGACUGCUCAUUUGUACUGACUGAGGAAGGAAAGAUAUAUUCCUGGGGCCUCAAUGCAUUCAGCAUGUGUGGACAUGAAAUAGAUUAUAUAAUACCCUACCCUCUUCGAAUACUUGAAUUUGCAGGCCAACGCGUAGUGGACAUUAGAUGUGGUUAUUUUCAUGUUCUCGUGCUCACCGACGAUAGAAAGGUGUACAGUUGGGGAGAAAACUAUUGCGGGCAGGUUGGUAAUACUGAUGUUGAUUUGGCUCGAAAACCUAUGGAAGUCAUAAUUGUGGAUAUAUUCGGUAAAAAAAAGGACAUUCAAAGCAUUUCUUGCGGCUCUACUUUCAAUAUGGCUGUUACUUGCGACGGUCAACUUUACGGUUGGGGCGAAAAUACAUAUGGUCAACUUGGACUUGGAGAUAAUGCUGCAAUGAUAAAUAGGAAACCGAUAAAAAUCAUAAAGGAUGUCGCAAUAGCGAAAGUGGAAUGCGGAUCUGAACAUACGUUGGCUCUUACUCGGGAAGGUUUGCUCUAUGUUUGGGGUAAAAACGACGAUGGACAAUUGGGCAUCGGGAGCUGCGUGAACCAUAUUGUUUCUCCCAUUACGAUAAACACGGGAAAAAUUGGGAAGAUAACCGAUAUCGUCACUCGAUAUGAUUGCACGAGAAGUGCUCUAGUUAAUGAAAACAAACGUAUUUACGUAUGGGGAUCAUAUGUUCAUAAAUCCAAAUGUUAUUUGAGUCCAAUUGACAUUAAUCUUAACAAUAUACAUGAUGCGUUUAUAGAUCUUAGAAGCUUCAUAAAAGUACACAAUCCCUGUACAAGCCUAAGCAGACUCAAGAUAUUAAAUUAUAUCAUGUCUGUAACACAUUUGGAAACUGUCUUUGACAAUUCCAUGUCAGCCGAUGUUAAGUUAUUAGCGUAUCAAGAAUCUAUAUAUAUUCACAAGAAUGUCAUUAUGAUUAAGUGUCCGGAAAUGUAUAAAAAACUUUUUAUGCAUAACUCAGACAGUGUCAUCAUACGAAAUGAUUUCUCUGCUGCUUCAUAUAAAUCCUUCUUAAAAUAUGUAUACACUGGUGUAAUUGACCUACCUUAUAAGAAUCCAUUAGAAACCUACGUAUUAGCUUCUUCUUACGGUGAUAAAAUGUUUCUGAAACUUUGCAUUCGGACACUAAAGCAAGAGAUCACCAUAUUAAAUGUCAUGCAUUUUUAUGCCGAGGCGAUAUCACUGAAAAUAAAGAAACUAGAGGAGUUCUGCUUCACGUAUGCCAUAAAUAAUCUGACGGUUGUGGUGAAAACAGAAGGUUAUGCUAAAUUAUCAGAAGAGAUACAGUUUAAUUUUAUAAUAAAAGCGGCCAAUGCCUGCGCUUUUAAAUAUUAAUUUGUUUGCCUAGGUAUUAUUUAUUUGCCUAGGUAUAUUUAUUGGUCUAUACAUCUAUUAACAUAUACUAAUAGCAAUCUGAUAAAUUGAUAAAAAAUUAGUAUAAAUAAGUUGUACUUGUUUUAAAUAUGCAAAUGUACUUUAUUUAAAUUUGCAUUUUAAUCGUCUUCGUUUAUAUUUUUUUAUUCGUAACAUAUAGCGUGAGCAAGUAAAUUUGAUACAUGAUUGUAACAUUAAUUUGUAUGCGCAAAUUAUGUUGUGUUUUUACGAAUAUUUUUUAUGGAAUCUUGCUUCGGCUAAAGUUAAUCUUGUAAGACUCUUAUAAUUAUUUUAGAAUUCGCGCAAAUAAAUAUAGAGAGAGACAAAAAAAGCUGUCGUACAGAAAAGAUAAG